This is a messenger RNA of Elephantulus edwardii (Cape elephant shrew), 531 nucleotides long. RefSeq names its product hyphally-regulated protein-like. Bases 1 to 531 code for a protein of 176 amino acids. The transcript is spliced from 2 exons. The record is from RefSeq and is a predicted model, not a curated record. NCBI's taxonomy places the organism in Eukaryota, Metazoa, Chordata, Mammalia, Macroscelidea, Macroscelididae.
AUGAGAGGAGUAGGAGAAGCCAAAGCCAGUCAUGGGAGUGAUAAACAGAUUACAAAGUGGACACAGCGAAGCCGCAGGGACAGAGCACACAGAAGAAAUGACCCCAGGAGUCAGGGCCCAGACACAUGCACAGGAGACAGGGUGCACAGGAGAGCCCAGGAGGCGAGCGAAGUCCAGAGAAAAGAGACACUUUGCUAUAACCUAGCUGAGGAGGAGGGGGAGGAACCCCGAGUAUCUGUAGAAGAGGGCAGCUCACACGAGGACAGCGGCUCACACGAGGACAGCGGCUCACACGAGGACAGCGGCUCACACGAGGACAGCGGCUCACACGAGGACAGCGGCUCACACGAGGACAGCAGCUCAGAGGACAGCGGCUCACACGAGGGCAGCGGCUCACACGAGGGCAGCCUCUCACACAAGGGCAGCGGCUCACACGAGGACAGCAGCUUAGAGGACAGCGGCUCACACGAGGACAGCGGCUCACACGAGGGCAGCAGCUCGGAGGACAGCGGCUCACACGAGGACAGCUGA